Molecule: messenger RNA, 2603 nt
Organism: Anguilla anguilla (European eel)
Lineage: Eukaryota; Metazoa; Chordata; Actinopteri; Anguilliformes; Anguillidae
Product: rho GTPase-activating protein 6-like
Exons: 12
Coding region: 219-2015 (598 amino acids)
Biological process (GO): signal transduction
Source: RefSeq, a predicted model, not a curated record
UCAGGGUUCUCCGGGGCAGAGCAGUGAGUGAUAGACAGACGGAGGGAGGCCAGCGCUUCAGCCUCUCUCCCGCCGGACACGCUCACCUCCACGCCUGACCCCCAGGUCUCCGCCUCCCACGCCCCACCGUCCGCAGGAACACUCCCAGCGCCGAGGAAGGAGCCGGUUCAUCAGGGUGGAAUCAGCUUUCCCAUGAGCGUGAACGCCACUAGGCCACCAUGUUGGGUCCGGGUGUGAGACUAUAUCCCGUCCACAUCCAGACCCUGUCUGAGCUGGAGCGUGCACGCCUGCAGGAGAUAGCACACUGCCACCUGGAGGAGAGAGAGCUGGAAUUCAAGAUAACCAUUCCCCGAGAGUACAGAAAGAGGAGGAAGUCUCUGCGGAAGAGGUUCGAUUCCUUCUCAAAGGAGAAGAAAGAAAGAGAAAAGACACCCAAGGCUUUCGGGAUUCCCCUGUCCCAGGUGAUUGCUAACGACCGGGCGCACAAGCAGAAGCAGGAUGCCCUGAAGGAGAGCCGGAGAGACUGCCUGGACCUGGAGGCCAGUGUGCUGAGUUUCCGCGCCCAGCAACUGCAGCUUAGCAACAGCCUGGCCACCUCCCUCCCACCUACGCCUCAGCAGGAACCCAGCACCUGCCCCCGCUCAUCCACCCCCCUCUCUAAGCCCUUGCGCUCACGUCGCAGGGGAGGGCUGUCCGUGGACUGCAUCUCUGACCUUGUAGAGAGUCAGUCCCGCCUGCUGGAGGCGCUGCAGCUCUCUCACCCCUAUGAGUUGGAUGGGAAGAAGGCGGCGGACCGCGCCCAGGCCAAGCUCAGCCUCAACCCCAUCUACUGCCAAGUGCCGCGUGUGUUAGAGCAGUGCUGCCGCCACAUCGAGGCCCACGGUCUGCAGACUUUAGGGAUUUUUCGUGUUGGGAGCUCCAAAAAGAGAAUCAGACAGCUACGGGAGCACUUUGACCUGGGCGUGGAUGUGGUCCUGGAUGAGGAGCACAGUGUGCAUGACAUCGCAGCCCUGCUGAAGGAGUUCCUGCGGGACAUGCCCGAUCCCCUGCUCCCCCGAGAACUCUACCCCGCCUUCCUGCACACCAACAGUCUGAGGGGGGCGGAUCAGCUGUCCUACCUGCAGCACCUACUCUACCUGCUGCCCCCCUGCAACUGCGACACUUUGCUGCGGCUGCUGACGCUCCUGCACACCGUACAGCGCCACGCCCAGGACUCUGUCGGCCCUGACAACCAGAAGAUCCCAGGGAAUAAGAUGACGGCCAUGAACUUGGCGGUAAUCUUCGGGCCGAACCUGCUGCAGCGUGAACGCGGCUCGGAGAGGGAGCUGCGCGCCACGACCGCCGAAGACAGCGCCACCAUCAUCGCCGUCACCCUGUUACUCCUACAGAAGCACAGACUGCUGUUCAUGGUUUCUGCAGCUCUACAGCAGGAAGUACUGCUGAGCCUCUUACAAACAGAUCCUGACAUCAUCAAUUACCUCCUGCGCAGGAAACUCAGUGGUUGUUACCAGAGAGUGGAGACGGAGGCCAGUAGGAGAGGGGUCCCCAGGGCCUCGCUGGACUCUGUGGAGCUGGCCAGCGGCGAGCAGUCGCCUCUGGAUUCCCCAACCCCGUUCUUCCCUGAUUCCCAGGCUGAUGACUGCUUCAGCAGCACGGUCUUCCUCAGGGUGCUGCAGGUCAACCAGAGCAGGAAACGCUCUACAGAGGACAGGUCCCAGCGGUCCAUCGCCCAAAUAAGGCAGUUCCACUCCCACCACAACCUGAUGAGCUUGGCCCGGCCCGUGCCACCCGGCAAUGACGACGCCCAGAAAGGCAGCUCAGGGGAGGGGGAGUCGCCCUGUGAGGGUGGGGCUAUGGGCGGAGCCUUCUCCCCUGCUGAGAGGACUGUUCUUUUCAGCCUAGGUCUGGACCCCGACAAUUCCCCCCUCCCUUUCAGCCCAAGGGAAAAAUCCCAGCCCACACACUUCUGGGACUUUUUCAGCCGGAAGUCUUCUAGCUCUGAGAACACUGUAUGACCCAUACUCACACGCAUGCGCACACCCUCACACACACAAACACACACUCACUCAUACAUAUGCACACACCCUCAUACUCUCACACACACAUAUGCACAUACAUGAACACACAUUUGUGUAUGCACUUGCACAUCCAUACAUGCAGUGUGCAUACACACUUAUCCACAGAGGUAUUGGAGCGUUGUCUGUUGGUUUUUUGGUUUUUGCCAACGUCACUGUUGAUUACGGACAAAAAUGAAUACCCAGCGAAGCCUGGUAUUUUUAUUUAUGAUUUUAUAUCCCAUAUAAUCUGGAGGAAGAUCGUUGGGGUGAAGUUUUUGUGCUGUUCAUUUUUCUUGUAAGUGGACUGCUUAGCUUGGAGAGGACACUGUAACUGCAGACACAGCACAGAAACACUCUCAGCACUGAGCAACUGCCACGGAUUUAUCCAGGAAGUAGAACUUCAUGACUGCUCCUUUUUUAUUCAGAAUUCCAUAUUAUUUGUUGCCAAAACGAAUCACCAUGUAAGUAUCGGCCAAUCAGAGAUUGUUUCCCAUGCGUAUCUUUCUUCUGGUCAUUGUGCAAUAAAGAUAAAAAUGUAUUCUGCUA